Molecule: messenger RNA, 3674 nt
Organism: Ceratina calcarata
Lineage: Eukaryota; Metazoa; Arthropoda; Insecta; Hymenoptera; Apidae
Gene: vtd
Product: RAD21 cohesin complex component verthandi
Exons: 8
Coding region: 1-2313 (770 amino acids)
Biological process (GO): sister chromatid cohesion; replication-born double-strand break repair via sister chromatid exchange
Cellular component (GO): cohesin complex
Molecular function (GO): chromatin binding; protein binding
Source: RefSeq, a predicted model, not a curated record
AUGUUUUACGCGCAUUUCGUGUUGGCCAAGAAAGGCCCGUUGGCGCGUAUUUGGUUAGCCGCGCAUUGGGACAAAAAGUUGACCAAAGCACACGUAUUUGAAACGAAUAUCGAAAAGUCUGUGGAUGGUAUAUUACAACCGAAGGUGAAAAUGGCUUUGAGAACAUCAGGUCAUUUGCUGCUGGGUGUAGUACGCAUAUAUUCAAGAAAAGCCAAAUAUUUGCUGGCCGACUGCAAUGAAGCCUUUGUCAAAAUUAAAAUGGCCUUUAGGCCUGGCAUGGUGGAUCUACCAGAAGAGCACAGGGAAGCUGCUGUAACGGCUAUUACGUUACCUGAGGUGUUUCAUGACUUCGAUACAGCAAUGCCAGAACUGAAAGAUGUGGACAUCGAGGCACAAUUUAGCUUGAACCAGUCGCGUGCGGAGGAAAUAACUAUGAGAGAGGAUUAUGGUAGUUUAGCUUUGGUUACACACGAUCAGGGAUUUGGUGACAUGAGUUUCGAUGCAGAACCGCCAGAAUUAUUAAGACACGCUGGUGCUGUGGAGCCUUCAUUAGAUCAGACGCAUAUGUUGUUCACUGAUGGACCAGGAAUUGAAGCAUCUCUAGAACAAAAAGAAAAGGAGCCUGUACCAGGUCCAUCGGUAACGGCACAAGCUAUGGACAUAGAUAUGCCUAUUAGAGACGAUGGUUUCGGUGGUCAUCUUGGUCAAGACAUCAUAUCUGGGGGUCUGUUCGAGGGCGGUUUAUUUGACGAAGCACCUAUGGGUGAAGUACCUGUACCUGAGGUCAGUGCGAUAACAGAAACGCAAGAACCAGGUGUUGUCCCUGCCGCACCGUCUGUGCACGACGAAUCGGAAGAAGAAAUGGGAGAUCGUUUCGGUGGUUCGGCGUCACCCAUGGGAGGAAUGAGUUCCGAUGAAUCUCGACCCGCGACUCCGGCUGCGUCUGAGGAAAUCGAAGGAAGAAUAAGCGUGGCGAGUCGACGUUUCACUCCGGCCCCACAAACUAUCCCUGAGGAACGGCCGAUGGAAGCAAUUGAAGAAGCUCCGCCGCAGGAUCAGACUACGUUGUUGCAUGACGAGGAAGAGAGCUUCGCUCUGGCACCCGUCGACGCAUCUGCCUUAAAAGGAUUCACGAAAGCGAAACGUAAGCGCAAGCUCAUCGUGGAUGAAGUGAAGAACAUUUCCGGCGAAGAGAUGAAGGCACAAUUGUCAGACACCAGCGAUAUUAUCACAACGCUGGAUCUGGCACCGCCUACGAAAAGAUUAAUGCACUGGAAGGAAACUGGCGGAGUUGAAAAACUGUUUGCUCUCCCGGGCAGACCAAUACCCGCACGUGUGUUAUUUAAGAAUUAUCAGCGACAUUUGACCAGCAAGUCCUAUGACCACGAAGACUUCGGUCGUAUAGCUGGUGAAGAGGACGGCAUGCCUUUGGAACAAAUGAGAGAACCCGUAGAAGCUGAUGCGUUUGAACAAAGCAUUCUCAACAAACGCAUGUCCCGCAAACGAAAAGCACCAGCGGACGAAGAAGUAAAACCAGCACCUUCAGCACCGGCACCGGUUCCAAUAGACGUUGCCACCGAAGCAGUCGAAGUCCCGAGCAUAGUUGCCCAAACGAGUCUACCUCCCGCAGAAUCUCCUGUACCUCAGCCUGAGGUGUCCUUGCCAGCAACGGAACCGUCGGUUUCCGACGUUAGCAACGUCGUGCCACCCAUCGAAGAAGUGGAAAUGACUCCUCAAGCCAUUGAAACAUCCGUGAUUCAAGAAGUUCCUCAAUUUCCUCCUACCGAAGCUGCCGCAGCACCUGAAGAACCAGUCGUUCCACCUGCGUCAGUGGAACCGGAAGCUACUCCCGCACCCGCCUCUGAAAUGCCUCAAAUGGAGAACAUGGGUUACGAUCAGGCGCAACCUCAAGUACCAUACGUAGGAUAUGAUGAACAACCUCAACUACCCCACACGCCCGCUAUAUCAGAGAGAGGACCGGCGACACCAUGGAAUCACGAGGAUUACGAAUUCCCUCCAUCGGUUGGACCUCAAGAAGAACAACAGGUCGAUGAAACGUACGAGCAGUUCGAAGAGCGAGUUCUUAACAAGAGGGCUGCGCACAUGUAUCACGUCAUCAAAAGUAAACUAGAUACCAAAGAUAGGCUUACACUAUCGGAAAUGGCAUACAAGAACAAUCGCAAGCAGGUUGCACAAAAAUUCUACACGUUGUUAGUUCUCAAGAAAUUCCAAGUAUUAGAACUGAAUCAAGGAUACCCGUACGCUGAUAUCUCAGUCAGCAAAGGACCAAAAUUCGAGACUCCGGCGUUAUAAAACUAUUAGGUUUCUUCUUACUUUACAUUUACUGUUAAAAAUACCGGGGGGAGAGGAUUUAUGGUUAUUUUUAACCGUACAUGAACCGUGCGAUAAAUUCUUUUGAAAGAUUGUAAAAUAAUAUAUAAAGCUCUAUAGUAAUAUCUCGGAUCGUCAAGGAAGAAUUUUAUAAAUCAUGUUUUAGACUCCUGGUACAGGAACGUAUACGUUUUGUAUAAAUCAAAACAAGGGAAAGAAAUCAUUGUUGGAAGUUUCAUGAGAUUACAGUAUCAUUUACAUCCGUAUGUAUUAUUCUGAAAUCUUUCAAGUUCAAUCAUGUCGAAUGAUGUUACGAUAGUUUCCUCUUUUUGAAUACUUAUACAUUAGUUACUAUUGUAAACAAUUAUUAAUGGAAGAAUCAAAGGGAUAUUUUGGAUAAUACUUUUAUGUAUUGCAGUUAUACUUUAGGGAGACAUGAGCGUGAUUAAUUUAUUUUUCAAAUCGAUAUACAUAUUAUAUUCUUUAAUUAUAAUCAGUCUAGUUAUUUUCUUUUUCAUUACAAAUUUAUGAUCCGGUAUUAUUUAAUCAUGAAUAACAUUCCAAAGAGCAUGGAUUUAAUGGUCACAUUUUUCCGUUCCAAUUCUUAUCAUAGAAUUGCUUUAGCAUAUUUCGAAGUACAUUUGUUAAUCAUUGUAAAGAAAAGAACAGAUCGAUUGAUGCUGCUAUUUUCUCAAAGAAUAUAGCGCUGUGGUUUGUAAUUUAAUUAACAAUUGUCAUAAAGAAUGUUCCAUAAUUUAUUGUUACGUACGUAUACCUAUUAUAUAUCAUGGGAUACGAGUGUUAAAUCAUAUUUAAGAAAGCUAUAUUUUAUCAAACUGACGUGGAAAAUUCUCGAAAGCAAUCAUAUUUCAUUGUAAAUACUACGCUUGCACGGCAAGCACCGCGAACCAUUAUCACCGCACGUUAUAUCUUAUUAAAAGAGGCAUGUCAUGAAAAAGAAAUCGACUGCUGCAACAUAUUACUGGUUGUAAAUAGUAUCAUGAUUCACUAAUCGAUAUAUUCAUCUGUUUAUAAAAUAAAAUGGGAAACGAUAUCUGUACUGUUUUCUUUGAAAUUGGGAUUCUUAAAGUACAUAUCACAUAAUACUUAAAAAUAUUAAUCCAUUAUUUUCCAUUAAUAAACUGUGUUACAUACUUACAUAUUAGAAUCUAUUAAUUUAACGAGAGAACUAAUAUUAAUUUGUAAGCACUUUACUUUCUUAGACGUGUGUAGAGGCUGAUACACACGCGCGUGAUAAAGAUCAUGAUGGCGUAUAUUUUUUUUAUAACACGUGUAUUCAUUGUAUUAAAUAUAUUUAAAAAUCGUUACUUUAAGUUAACAGA